CCUAUAUUUUGUUUUUGGUAGGUCCUAUUGUUUUGCCAACUACCCAGGCCUUCGGCGCAUUUCAGGCAUAAAAGUGAACUGAGCCAGAAAAACGUUUCCUCAAUGGAAAGACUUCUUGAAACGGUUCCUAUUGUCGAUUGGGGGGGGCGGCGCCUGCUAGAGGCGGUGCACACACACGAAUGCUGUCACAUACUAAGGCAUGUACCGGAUACCGGGUUUACUACCUUCGAAGACACCACCGAGUACGGAAUAAGCACGCAUAUCCAGAAUGAACUCUGGGAAAGGGAAGCUAAGAGGCUGUACGAUGCUGUUGUUACCGAUGCUCCGCUACAGUUUGUUGGUUCCGGCAAUUUCAAUUCUCACACAAAGGCAUCAUACCAGAGCCUCGCUACCUUAGUAGAUCAAGUAUGGUAUGCUAUGCAUAUCGCAUUGCACGAUGGCGAAAGUGCCCUAGCCAGGCACAACCCUAGCCUACACAAUCCCCGUACCUUGAAGUCGAGUCGCAAAGUCCUUGAACAAUGUGAAAAUGAAAGUAACGAGAAUUUAGUGCCGGACUUAGCUCGGGAAGACUUCUUCAACUUCGUAGAGUAUUGUACCAAUAUCAUAGCGCGUGUGUUAUACUAUGCGAUAGAUGCGGACUCAUUACGCAUUGAAAUUCUUAUACAUUUAGCUAAGAUUACGAUCAAGCUAAAAAUUGUAUCAGAAAAGCUACGGGAAUACUCGCAAAUGUCCAUUGACAACGGCUACAACCCCCCUUCUGAUCCUAAUGGCCCCCGAGGAAAGGAGGACCACAACAGCGAAGGUCCCGAUUCGGGAUUUCUUGACGACUCGAUUCUAAAGCCACUGAGGUAUUUGCAAAACGCGGCCGAUGCCGGGGGGCUGUACUCCCUACAGUGCGCAAAAUAUCGUGCUGGGAUUUUCCAGGUGUUCCGCUCUCUGAUUAAUCCACUACGAAGAAACAAUACACUCCAGAGAACUAACGACACGUCGUAUCGAAUAUAUUCAACACUCUACGAAACCAAGGUUGACCAAUGUUACAUAGGCAUCUAUCGAGAUCAAAAUAGUGACAUCAUGGGUGCUUCCUACGAUUCGAGAAUUUAUUAUAUCAACUACUUAUUCCACAUACUCACUAGGACUGUUAAUGGGGUCCGUGAUAGGGCCCCCAUGAACGAUCGGCACUUCGACGAUCCAUCAUUCGACACACAGAUCUUAUGGAGUCAUCGUGGUAGCUUUAACGGAAUAGCCGCGCCCAUGACAAUCAGACAUAUCAUCACAAUCAUGAUCCCAUUAAUUAUGACGAGCCCAAAGGUUAUCUUCAACAUAGAAGCCGUCCUUGGGAUGAUUUUAUCCACUAAAAUUCUUGUUGGAGGCCGGCACAGUUCAAUGACGCGCCACCGAGCCGUGGAAUUCCUCUGUUUAACCACAGAAGAUCAUAACCUCCCACACUCCGAACAUGUUAGCCGGUUUGGCCACGAUAGUGAUGAUUGGAAUGGAUCACGUAUUCCACGAGAACACCUCGCGGAACGCAAUAUCACUCAGAAGAUGGAAGCAUGGGUAUUCGAGGAAAAAGGAGUAAUGGUGAAAUGUAAAGUUUAUGUCUGCAUUCUCAUGUCUCUCUGUGGACUGCUUGUUGUUGGGAGCGUGGUGGCAGGGGUAACAAUUGGGCAGCGCAUUUCCGGGGUGGACCCAUUCAACAUUACAACAUACUGCUGGGCUCUUGCUGCCUUUUUGCUUCUCAUUGCCAAGAAUUAUCGCGUUAAAGAUUGGCCAUGGAACGAUUUCCUCCAUGGGCGCGUGUUAUGCAGGAGUGUCUCCGAGCUCUCAUCCAUCACCGGAAUCGAUGAGCAACUCGUCUUAACCAAACUGCUACAGAAUGAGUCCGCUUCUAUACUUAACACUCGUGGGCCCUAUAACACUGCCUUCCGUCACAAAUCAGAAGACGGUUUGUCUAUCGAUAGACCCCUCAGCAUAUGGAACAUGCUGCUUAGUGGGUUGAUCAUGGUUGAAGUCGAGACUCAUUUAGGUGGACGUGGGCUCGUUAGCCUAGAUCUUCGCGGGGGUGCCAGGUAUGGUUCGAUUCAGAACCUUGGAAGUUCGAACUUUACAAGUGGAACUGAAUUUCUGCAUUGCAAAGAAUUAACUUCGCCUAUGUUCGACCCUGAUUAUUCUAACAGAAUAAAAUUAGAGAAAGGGAACAUGUCUUGGACGCGUCUAAUUGGAAUUUUUCCAGAUAAGUAUGCCAGGUUCGAAUUUAUCUAGGGGUCUUAUGUUGGUCUUAUUUAAGAAUUAGUUUGAUAAUGCAAUCAUGAUAUCGGGCGCAGUACCUACCUAGGUACCUAGGCACUUGGGGCAAUACAAGUAGCCCGAGGUGUAUUCCUGAACUUCUAGGUAGAAGUAUAGUUGGAUAUUAACUUGUUGAAUUUGAGUCAGCAUAGCCGAACAAGCCGAAUGAUAAGAACAAGUCCGAAAUCCUGGUAGACUAGCUCUUAGACCACGAAUGAUCUGCCUAGUUCUGCUAGAAUGAACGUCAUUUUAUGGCUUGAUCCGGACUCCGAAGAUGCCCCCACCCAAUCUCCCUAGCAAUUUUCAGGGAGAUCCAGCAUACUGAUAAGCGUAUAUGGCCUCUGAUUGGACCCGUUCCGGUGGACAAAGGGAUAUCUCAUCGACCCACGAGAUAUUCCCACUACCUUAGAAUUUGCAGGUUAUCUGCACCCGCCCCUGGGAGUCCCCGAUGCUAGCGUAGCUA
This is a messenger RNA of Hypoxylon trugodes, 2746 nucleotides long. RefSeq lists its product as uncharacterized. The transcript has 2 exons. The record is from RefSeq and is a predicted model, not a curated record. Bases 103 to 2259 code for a protein of 718 amino acids. NCBI's taxonomy places the organism in Eukaryota, Fungi, Ascomycota, Sordariomycetes, Xylariales, Hypoxylaceae.